AUGUCCGCGAACGCAAGUACUCGCUCCGAUAUGCCCCAAGAGAAAGACCCAGCGUCGACAAAGGCGCGAGAGCAGGCGACAUGGAAACGUGCGAGAGGUGCUAUAAGUUGUGCAGAGUGUAGAAGGCUCAAGCUAAAAUGUGACAGGAUUGUACCAUGCUCCUCUUGCAGACGACGAGGUUGUGCUCAUAUCUGUCCCAACGGCAGCCUCGUCACAGGCCAAGGCACUCGCUUUGUUCUGGCCGACACCGACCGAUUACACAACAAAAUAACGGAAAUGAGCACACGGAUACGUCAGCUCGAGGAUGCUCUCGCGCUCUCCCACUUCAACAGUUCUCGAGACCCGCAUCCUCUCCUUAGCCGUGAAAACCUCAAAGUCAAGUCAAUCAUCGACUUGCACGCCGCACCCAACGCAGGCCCUCUUGAUGGCGAAACGAAUGGCGAGGGCGAGGGAGAUGGAGACGACACCCCGUCCCUCGAUAUUUUUGGUACUCUGGCACUGAGAGAUGACGGCGGCUCGACAUUUUAUGGGCGUUCUGCAGGUCAGGAGGGAGAAAGCGACACGCCGGAAGGGAGCCCUGCUGGAUUUCAAGACGGCGAGUCGAGUCCAUCCAUUGCCAACGUCGCUUCUGUGGCGGAGGUAGCCGCUACUGCGGGAACAUCUACCGGCCUUCCUACCCACGUCCUCCAAGUUUCGUCCGCUUUCCCAGAUGCAUCUGUCAGCAUGCCCCGGUACACUCUGGAGGCCUAUCUUCCGCCAUACGCACGGGCAGUCGAACUGAUUGCGCUCUAUCUCGAGAUUGGGCCUUGGUUCUUCGGAGCAGUCAAGGAGCGGCAACUGAACGAGGAACUUAUUCCUAUGUUCUAUCCGCUGGACUGCAGAGCCGAAGAUACCUACUCCUCGCCCUCGGCCUCAGGUUCUACGUAUUCUGCACAGAGCCCUAGCAACAAUUCUGACACCCAAGGGCAGACUCCUAACAGUACAUCGGCUCAGCCCAGCUCAGCAGCCCAGUCCCCCGCUGCGGCGUUUACUCCCGGUUCAACAGGGGGUGCCUCUCAAUCGACCUCCAGCUCUUCCCUACCGGACCCGACUCCUCACGAUCUGUCGCUUCUCUUUAUCAUCUUCUGCUUCGGGGCUUUGGUAGACGAAAAUCUCCCGGCUGCACCUAAUAAUCCAGAGGCGGUGCGUUAUUUCCUAUUGACGAGGGCUGCAUUGGCGCUCGACCCGGUUUUGGACAGGGCGCCGGCAGUGAGCACAGUCCAGGCGUUGAGCAUGAUGGCGAUCUAUAAUGGCCUGGUGGCGAAUGAGACGAGUAUCGAGAGCACGUGGGCGUAUUGGGGGCUCGCCGCGAAGUUGUGUCAGAGUGUGAACCGUGAUUGCGCGAGAUGGAAGCUGUCUCCGGCCGAAGUGCAAAAGCGGAGGGCUUUGUUCUGGGAGCUCUUCAUCACUGACUGUUGGCAGAGUCUUGCGACGGGCCGCCUGCCAACUUUCGCGUUAGCCUUUGUGGACUGUGAGCUUCCGCAGGAUACUGAACAGACCUUAUCAAAUGAUGGGAAGCCACAACAUUCAUUUCCGUACUGGAAAGCUUUGUUCGGCAAACAGUGCGUCUCUGCCGUCGUCACAGGCAUUUUCACAGCGCGUCCGCCAAAGUACUCCGUCAUCGUCGAGGUCGACAGACAGGUGCGGGACCUGGACUUGCCACAAUAUGCCGUCGAUCCACCGCCGAGGGGUGCGGGUCUGAGUGUGACGAUGCAACAUUACAUGCCCAUCAACUAUUUCCACUUCACGCUCAUAUACACCCACCGCACGUUCUUUGCCCAAGGGCUCUGCGACCAACCGCUCGACCCACUGAAGUCGCAGUAUGCGCCGAGUAUCCUGGCGGGGUAUAGGAGCUCUUGUGAUUUAUUGUUGUUGUUGAGGGAGCAGUUCACGUUGUUUCCGGCGAGGAUAGCGAGGUUCUGGGUGUUGUGGACGCAUGCGUUUUCAGCGUCGGUCAUGCUCGCGCUGAUCCCCGUCCGCGCACCACAGUCGAAACUGGCACAUACGGCACUUAUGGAACUCAAGCUCGCCUCUGAUCUCUUCGAGGAAGCCGCCCCGUACGGUGGGCGUGCGGGGAAGAUGUUGCCAGUCGUCAAGCGACACCUCUCGAAAGCGUACAAUUCCUUCCAGACCGCCCGUUCGCAGCUGUCCAAGACGCCCGAGGGGAUCUUUGCGCAUCCCGACCGGGACGAAUUUUCGAUGUUCUCUGGGGUUACGCAUACGGUCAAUACGCGUACGAAGAUGCAGCCUCCGCGGCUCAAGAUUACUGGGAAGAGUUCGUCGACACCUGCAUCUACGUCGGGAGGUUCAGGUUCGGCGCAUGGAUCGCAGACUGGGACGCCGAGUACGACUAUGCAUACGCCUGAUAUGGAGCACCCUGAGGCACAAUCACAAUCGCAGCAAGGACAAGGACAUAAUCAGCUUCGGGCUCAGAGCCAAGGUCAUUCAAGUCAUAGUCAAAGCCCGAGUAUGGAUACCGAUAGUGCUCAAGGCCAGGCAGCGGAGCCAUCGCACGUACAGAAUCAAGCUCAUACUCAAGCUCAUCAGCAUCCGUACGACGGAGACUACGCUCGUACCCAAUCUGAAUCUCAGGACCAACAACAAAUCCUCCAGUACCCCGAAUAUCCCGAACAACACGCCAUGGUCGUCGAGCCGCCAGUGGUGGCGUGGGGCCAGGCGCAUCUGCAUGCGUCGCUCGUCGACCAGCUCGCGACGUUCGAUCGGACGCUGGAUGCGCAGAUUAGUAGUGGGGUGGCGCAGCCGGGGGUGUGGCAGGGUAUGCCGGCUGUUAUUUAUGGUCAUGGUCAUGGUGGAGGCGGAGGAGGCGGAGGUGGACAUGGAGACGGUGGUAGGAUGGAGAUGAUUUCGUCGGUGGAUCAGCAUCGUCAACAUCCUGGGGAGGGCGAGGCCGGUGGUCACGGUCAGGUUCCGUCGCACCCGCAUGCGGCACCCAUGCAGCACGUACCGGCUCAGGCGCAGGCUUUGGUGCCACACCCACAUCAAUCGCAUGCACUCUAUGACCCACGGCAACAGCACCAGGUUCACUCGACGUAUGGGAGUGGUGUCGAACACGGAGCGCCGUCUGGAAUCCCGUCGUCGUAUUCCGCCCAUUAUGACCACCAUCCUCAGCAUCCUCAACAUCCUCACACUCAAGACAGACAGGGCUACACUCAACGCCA
Molecule: messenger RNA, 3218 nt
Organism: Stereum hirsutum FP-91666 SS1
Lineage: Eukaryota; Fungi; Basidiomycota; Agaricomycetes; Russulales; Stereaceae
Exons: 11
Biological process (GO): DNA-templated transcription; regulation of DNA-templated transcription
Molecular function (GO): DNA binding; DNA-binding transcription factor activity, RNA polymerase II-specific; zinc ion binding
Source: RefSeq, a predicted model, not a curated record